Phaedon cochleariae (mustard beetle) is the source of this 555-nucleotide messenger RNA. NCBI's taxonomy places the organism in Eukaryota, Metazoa, Arthropoda, Insecta, Coleoptera, Chrysomelidae. The record is from the annotation of a GenBank genome assembly.
AUGGGAUUUCUAACGGUUCUCAAGAAAAUGAAACAAAAGGAAAAAGAAAUGAGAAUUCUCAUGCUAGGCUUAGAUAAUGCUGGAAAAACGACAAUCCUCAAGAGAUUCAAUGGAGAACCUAUCAACACAAUUUCCCCCACAUUGGGAUUCAAUAUCAAAACUUUGGAACACAGAGGAUUCAAAUUAAACAUGUGGGAUGUAGGUGGUCAGAAGUCUUUGAGAUCAUACUGGAGAAACUAUUUUGAAUGCACUGAUGGUCUCAUUUGGGUAGUAGACAGUGCUGAUAAGAGAAGAUUAGAUGAUUGUAAAGCAGAGCUACAUGCAUUGUUAAAAGAGGAAAGGUUGGUAGGUGCUACUUUGUUGAUAUUUGCAAACAAGCAGGAUUUACCAGGAGCUUGUUCAAUGGAGGAGCUUCAAGAAAUUUUGGAAUUGGAUAAAAUCAAAACUCAUCACUGGAAAAUUGUUUGGUGCAGUGCUGUUACUGGAGAUAAUCUACUCAGUGGAAUAGAUUGGCUAAUAAGUGAUAUAUCUGCAAGAAUAUUUACCUUGGAUUGA